This is a messenger RNA of Lineus longissimus, 3761 nucleotides long. RefSeq names its product ATP-binding cassette sub-family C member 10-like. Gene Ontology annotation, cellular component: membrane. The transcript has 17 exons. Bases 27 to 3353 code for a protein of 1108 amino acids. Gene Ontology annotation, biological process: transmembrane transport. NCBI's taxonomy places the organism in Eukaryota, Metazoa, Nemertea, Pilidiophora, Heteronemertea, Lineidae. The record is from RefSeq and is a predicted model, not a curated record. Gene Ontology annotation, molecular function: ATP hydrolysis activity; ABC-type transporter activity; ATP binding.
UCUACGAGAAAACUGUAUCCGUUAGUAUGGUCUCAAUGGGCCGGUUUACCACGGGAGAGAUCGUGAACUUCAUGAACACAGACGCUGAGGGGGUGGCAAACUUUCUUCCCGGGUUUACCCAUCUCUGGAAUUUACCUUUUGAGGUUGUUGUGUGCAUGAUCCUCCUCUACCAACAAAUCGGCGUGGCAAGUUUAGUGAACCUUGGCAUUGGCAUGGCAGUCAUGCCGAUGCAAUGGUGGCUGUUGAAGAAGAACAGAGCCCUUCACAAGAAAAGCAUGGAAUUGAAAGACAAUAGAGUCAAGAUCAUGAAUGAAGUUUUGAACGGUAUCCGUGUCAUCAAAUUCUAUGCCCUGGAAGACACUUUCGUCGACAAAGUCAACCGUGUGCGCUCUGCCGAAAUGGAGAACCUGAGAGAACGCAAAUACAUCGGGGCAUUUGAACAUUUUUUGUGGGUGGCUAUGCCUGCCGUUGUUGCCUUUGGAUCAUUCACACUGUAUGCUCUCAUGGGGAAUACCCUCACUGCUGCCAAGGUUUUCCCUAGCUUAGCCCUCAACUUCAUGAUCGCAGGUCCCUGUUGCCACAUCCCGCAUGUUUUGAAUAUGGUCACCGAAGCGCGGGUGUCGUUAAAGAGGCUGCAAGAUUUCAUGGACCUCGACGAGCAGGAGCUCUCCUCAUACUAUACCAGCGGACCGGAGAGUAGAGAUGAUUCUCCUGCUGUGAAGAUCAACAAAGCUACGCUUUCUUGGCGGCGACAUGACGAGACUGAUUCUAAUCUAAAGGACAAAGAUGAGCUACUUUCUGCUGAGCAUAGGACACAGAAGUUAGAAGAUGUGGAAAUAAGUGUCGAGAGGGGUCAGCUAGUCGGAAUCGUUGGUAAAGUUGGUUCAGGCAAAAGUUCCUUGCUUGCCGGUAUCCUCGCAGAGAUGAGUCUGGAGAAAGGCUCCGUUGAGGUUGCCAACGUUGAUGACGGCUUUGGUUACACCAGCCAGGAGGCAUGGAUACAACAAGGCACUGUACGGGAGAAUAUCCUCUCCGGGAUGCGCUAUGAGGCCACCAGAUAUCAGGCGGUGAUCGAAGGAUGCGCCUUAGCUGAGGACCUUCAGACUCUACCGGCCGGAGAUAAAACAGAGAUAGGUGAAAAUGGCGUGAACCUCAGUGGUGGUCAGAAAGCUCGUGUGGGACUGGCUAGAGCAGUCUAUCAGGACAAGGAUAUCUAUCUACUCGACGAUCCAUUCGCUGCUGUCGACAUCCAUGUAGCGCAACACAUAUUCUCCCGUUGCAUCAUGGGAAUUCUACGCCACAGAACGCGGAUACUGUGCACACAUCAAACACAUUUGUUGGACCGUGCUGACCUCAUCCUAGUGUUAGAUGAAGGACGGAUUGUUGAAGCCGGUCCGCCAAAUAAAAUCCUCGGCACCCCGAGUUUUCGACGUCUCCAUUCUUACGACAGAUCAAGCUCCAUUGAUGAGACGAAGAAAGACAGCGGCGAGGAUGCCUGCGAGAAAAAUGAAUCAAGGGGCACACUGGUUGACGACGAAGACCAAAAACUUGGCGCUGUGCAGUUCCAUGUUUAUCAGUCAUACAUGAACGCACUUGGGUUAGGAAUGGUGGCCGUGAUUUUCUUGACCAUCAUCUUGGUGCAAGUCUCCGAACAGCUUAGCGACUGGUGGAUAUCGCACUGGGUUUCUUGUACGGUGCAGCAGAAGGCAAGUCAUAAUAAUAUGGGAUUAAAGGAAAAACUUGUCCAUAACGAAACAUCGGCCAACAGCUCAGAAUCAGCCGGUGGUAACCUGUUUUUCUACGUUGUGGUGUACGGAUGUCUGACGUUGGGCAAUUCCUUUUUCACUUUGUUGCGAAUGAUCCUUGUCGCCAUUGCCGGACAGCGUGCAGCCGAGAAGAUCCACAGUAAACUGCUUGGGAGUAUUCUCCAGGCGCCUGUUUCAUUCUUCGACACGACUCCUAUCGGUAGGAUACUAAACCGUUUCUCUUCGGAUGUAGAAACUAUCGACAACGGACUUUCCGAAUUGCUGAACCAUGCCACGAAGAAUCUGACGGAACUGAUUGGCGCACUGGCCAUCAUCUGUUAUGGAAUGCCAUGGUUUCUUGCCAUCUUCCUUCCAUUUGGACUGAUUUACAUAAAAAUUCAGACAUACUAUGGGAAAACAUCUCGAGCCCUUAAGCGCAUCACCAAAACGACAAGUUCGCCAAUCUUUGCCCAUUUUUCCGAGUCGAUAACUGGACUCAUGACUAUCAGGGCAAUGCGGCAGAAAAAGAGGUUCGAAGAUGAAAACGCCGAUCGUCUUGAUUUGAAUCAACGCGCCCAGUACACCAGCCGCGCCGCUGCUCACUGGUUUUCGAUCAAUCUACAAUUUGUGGGAAUAACGAUGACAACAGGAGUUGCAUUUAUUGCCAUAUUUCAAAACAACAUGCAUGAUAUCGAUCCAGCUUUGGUAGGACUGGUUAUCUCAUACUCGAUGGCAAUCACGAAUUACCUCAAUGGAAUUGUCCACUGUUGUACAGAAGCGGAGAAAAAUAUGGUGAGCAUGGAGAGGGCCAAGCAAUAUAUGGAGGAUGUACCCAGUGAAAGGAUGCAUGGAAUCGUAAAGACGGAAGCAUCUUGGUUACGCCAUGGUGUAAUCGAGUUCAUUGAAGUGGCACUGCAGUACAGACCUGGCCUACCAAAUGCGCUGAAUGGUGUCUCUUUCAAGUUCGAAACUGCGGAGAAAAUUGGUAUAGUUGGCCGUACCGGGUCAGGCAAGUCGACUCUUUUCCUGGCGCUCUAUCGGUUGAUCGAGUUGGUCGGUGGCUGCAUUAAAAUUGAUGGCGUGGAUAUAUCGAAAAUGGGACUACAGGAGCUGAGGUCGCGCCUAGCAAUCAUUCCUCAGGACCCAUUCCUAUUCAGUGGGUCUGUGAGGGAAAAUCUCGAUCCGGCCGAGAUCUAUCAGGACGAGGCUCUUUGGGAGGCAUUGGAGAAAUGUCACAUGAAGUUACCCGUGGAACGCCUGGGUGGUUUGGACGCUGAUGUGGCGGAGAAAGGCAAACACUUCUCUGUCGGACAGCGGCAGUUGCUUUGUCUGGCCAGGGCAUUGUUGGCAGAGGCCAAGAUUCUGUGUAUGGAUGAAGCUACAGCCAGUGUUGACCAGGAGACGGACCAGCUCAUCCAGCGGACGAUCAAGGCAGCCUUCUCCGACAAGACCGUACUGACCAUAGCUCAUAGGAUAAACACAGUAUUGGAGAGCAAUCGUGUUCUAGUCAUGGAUAGCGGGAGAGUGGCCGAGUUCGCCGCCCCAGAGAUACUGCUUCAGAAUCCUGAAUCUAUAUUCUCUGGUUUAGUGAGAAACAGUGGAUUAUAAUCAAGCAAACAUGUCAAAUGAAAUGUUUGUCAAAACAGUGCCAUGAAGGGAGGGUACCAUUUCGCGAGUGGUCGCGGUUCUAAAGUUUAUAUUGUGGAUUAAACUGACGUUCAUGCGCGGAAGGGGACGUCUGGUGCACUGGCAUUGACUGGUACAGCUUGCUAGUCAUAUGACUACCACGUGACCUUGGACAUUGAAUGCUUGGUUGUAAUGGCGUACAUUGUAAUGUCUUUUAGAAUCUCUCGUUUUCUGUGUCAAGUAAUUUUUGUAGAAAAUAAAACUGCUAAUGUACGUAGAGCGAAGGAAAAUUAUAGUCCUUUCGUAAAUGGACUAGACAAUGUAUUUUCUGUAAAUGCAUAAUACCUCUAUGCAAACGUCUAAUUUUGUUGUUGUUGAUGGAUUAUUAAA